CACAUGUUUAUAUUAAUUGUUCCAGUUCAAACACCAUCAUACACAAUUGUUAAAAUGAUUUUCUUAAUUUUUAGCUAAAUUCCUAUUUUCAGAUUUAUUUCAGAUUUGAUUAAAAAAUUUUUAAAUUCAUUUUGGUAAAUUUUAAUUUAAAAUAUCAAUUUUUAAUGAUUUAAUGAAUAAUGUAGUAUAAUAUUAAAAUUUCCUCAAUUCACUCAAUUCUCCUACUUAUUUUUAUUUUAAUAUAAUAAUAUAAUGAGCGGGAAAGAUGUUGAAAUAAUUCAGAACUGUGACGAAUUAACUCCGCCUGGUUCCUCACGACCUCAGAAUCCUGACCGCCGUCGCAGGGGUUUAUUUCCGUUUAAAAGGGUCCAAUCUCAGGAUGACACUUCCUGGUUUGACGUUUUCGGCUUUGGUUCUCGUCGGAUUCUAAACAAUAAUUUGAGCUACGGCUUAACUCUUGCUCUUCCACAGUGUGACUGCCGUCGACUUUCAGCAAAUCCAAUCACCUUCAAUGUUGAGCAGGCUAUUAAGGACAAUCCCAACUUUAAAAAGCUUCCGAAGCAGGUUAAAGGUGAGCGGUGCUCAAGAUUUAAUCAGUGGUGGCUUAAGUGCUGCCAAUCAGCGAUUCUGAAACAACAAGGGGUUUACUGGAAUUUAAUUCAGCUAUUAGGUGCCAAAGUCGUUGUUAAUUCUAAGGAAACCACGGUAUCUGAGCUAGUACUAGGGAAGAGGAUUACAUUGGCAAUUGAGUUGGACAUUAAGCGCACAUAUCCAUCAUUGAGAUUUUUUACUCGUUACGGACGGAGCAUGAUGAGACGUAUACUACUGGCAUAUGCUUUUUUUGAUACUGAAGUGGGAUACGUUCAGGGUUUGAAUUUUAUAGUUGCAAAUUUGUUGUGGCAUUCCAGUGAAGAACAAGCAUUUUGGGCACUUAUAUCAAUGAUGUAUUUAUAUGACUUAAGAUGCAUGUUUUUGCCGGGACUGCCUGGCGUAUUUAAGAGGUGUGAAAUACUCGAACAUUGUAUGAUAAAAUAUAUACCCAAAUUACACGACCAUCUGAAAGCAGUUGGAGUACAUAUACCAAUGAUAGCAUCUGACUGGUUCAUGACAUUGUGCGCUAAUUCUAUACCUAUCAAAGCUCUUGGACUGUUGUGGGAUUGCUUCUUUUCAGAAGGCUGGAUUGCAAUUUUUAGAUUCAUUCUUUACCGUUUAAAACAAUUUGAAGAUUACUUGGUGACAAUGACUGAUAUUGCUGAUAUUAUGAAGGUGAUAAAGUACGGAAACGCAAGUUUGACAGAGAAAUGGCACCUAAUAGAACUCAUCCCAGGGUUUGGAGGAGUUAAUCGCAGAAGAGUAGAACUGAUAAACGCAGCUUAUUCUACUAAUAUAGACAACUUGACUAAUGAUCCUAACAAGAACAGUAACGACUGUGACUGGUUAGCCAUCGUUGAGGCUUCUUUACUAUGUAAUUUUGAGUCGAAUUUUAUCGAAGACUUGGAACUGACUAAUUCAGAAAUUAUGUACCACGAUUUGCCGAUGGUCACUAACCAAGUAGUUAACAAGCUUGGUAACAAUGGAGAUUUGGCCGAUAAAUCCAGUGAUUUGAGUGAGUUAGACGAGGCCAUGAAAUCAUGUGUGUCCUCAGAAAAUUCAGUGUACCUUAGCGAGGAUGAAUCUUUCAAUAAGCUCAACACUACCAAUAUCUCUACCUACACCAAUUCCACAGCUGAUAAUACUGUUACUACCGAGAAUAAUUUGCCGAUUUUACAAAACACUGAGGAUUCUCAAGAGAAUUUGAAACCUAUAGAGCACUUGAGUAAGGAUAGCGGCAUUCCCACGUUAAGUGACUCUUUGAAGAUUUUAUACGAUAAUUCGUUAGGAGAUAUCGCACAGGAUUUGGAGAAGCUUGCAAUUUCUUUCCGUACUCAACUGGAUGCAAUUGGCGUUUCCAAAGCAUACCACUUACACCUCAAGGCUUUGCAGGAUGAGCUGCCUAACAAAUUAUUUCAAACCUAAUUUAUCA
Theileria parva strain Muguga is the source of this 2023-nucleotide messenger RNA. It is a transcript of the gene RABGAP1, whose product is annotated as Rab-GTPase-TBC domain protein. The transcript has 7 exons. Lineage: Eukaryota; Apicomplexa; Aconoidasida; Piroplasmida; Theileriidae. The coding region runs from base 253 to 2016 and encodes 587 amino acids. The record is from RefSeq and is a predicted model, not a curated record.